Molecule: messenger RNA, 2352 nt
Organism: Linum trigynum
Lineage: Eukaryota; Viridiplantae; Streptophyta; Magnoliopsida; Malpighiales; Linaceae
Source: the annotation of a GenBank genome assembly
UUCCAACCCAUGUUUUGCCAUCACAUAUAUUGUAGAUUUGCUAACUCAAACCGCCGUCGGUGACUGCUAUUAUUGCUCCCCGGCCGAGUGACGGGAAAGCAAAGAACGGAGCUAAGCUAGCGAAAAUGGCCUACCUGAGCAUGGGAGAAUCACACCGAAGAAUCACUGACUACCUCAAUAGGUUCGCCGACGCUAUCAACUACCAGGACGGAGAUUCUCUGGCUCGGCUAUUCUCCGUCUCGUCCGACUCCCCCUUUCUCCUCUCGCUCGCUGACGCUCUCAACGUCUUCCAGGAUGCUAAUAGACUGAUAAAGCAAUCGGAGAAAUUCUCGCAAUUUGGGGAAGUAGUAGCUCCGUUCUUUCGUUCACUGCAAAGCUAUCGACUUGGCAACUUGGUCGAUGCUUACGGAGCAUUUGAGAAAGCUUCCAAUGCCUUUAUACAGGAGUUCCGGAACUGGGAAUCGGGUUGGGCGUUGGAGGCACUCUAUGUCAUUGCUUAUGAAAUACGGGUUCUUGCAGAGAGGGCAGAUAGGGAGCUGGCCUCGAAUGGGAAAUCACCGGAGAAAUUGAAAGGAGCGGGUUCAUUCCUCAUGAAAGUGUUCGGUGUUCUUGCUGGGAAAGGUCCGAAGCGUGUCGGAGCACUGUAUGUGACUUGUCAGUUGUUCAAAAUAUACUUUAAGCUUGGCACAGUUAAUCUAUGCCGUAGUGUGAUAAGAAGUAUAGAAACUGCCCGAAUAUUCGAUUUUGAGGAAUUUCCGACAAGGGAUAAGGUCACUUACAUGUACUACACUGGCCGUCUGGAAGUUCUCAAUGAAAAUUUUCCAGCAGCAGAUCAAAAGUUGUCCUAUGCCUUAACACAUUGCUGUCUCAGCAAAGAGGCCAAUAUAAGGAUGAUACUGAAAUAUUUGAUACCAGUGAAGCUUUCAAUAGGCAUUUUACCAAAGAAACAGCUCCUUGAAAACUAUGAUUUAGUUGAGUACAACAACAUUGUGGAAGCCCUAAAGAGGGGCGAUCUCCGACUGCUCCGAAGUGCUCUCCAAGAGAAUGAAGAUCAGUUUCUACGAUCAGGAGUUUAUCUUGUCCUAGAGAAACUAGAGCUUCAAGUUUAUCAAAGAUUACUAAAGAAAAUCUACAUCAUCCAAAAGCAAAAGGACCCUAGCAAAGCUCACCAAGUGAAGUUGGAAGUGAUUGUUAAAGCAUUAAAAUGGCUCGAGAUUGAAAUGGACUUGGAUGAGGUGGAGUGCAUAGUGGCAAUUUUGAUAUAUAAGAACCUUAUGAAAGGUUAUUUUGCCCACAAGAGCAAGGUUGUAGUGUUGAGCAAGCAAGACCCUUUUCCCAAAUUAAACGGGAAGCCGGUUGCUUCUUAGGGAUUAAAUGCCCUGUUUGGCGACAGUAGAAGGAUACGCUAAGUUCUGACCGUGUUACUAUAAGCAGCUUACUUCAGUUUAUCAUACUGAGAAUGUCGAGAAGACUUUAUAUAUGUUGUACGUUAUAAUUCAAAUUUGAUUUGCAGCCUUCUCUUGUUUACAAAAAUUUCAUUCCUAUUUUCGUAGCCUCCUGUUAACUAACCAUUGCUCUUCUUUUACAAUUUGAGAUAUGGCAAGCCAUUACAAAAUUCAAAGCUUACGACGUGGUAAUGUUGCGUGCCAGGAAUACAACAUGAGCUUGCUCAUUCAAGAAGGGGAAAGAAAAAAUCAGCAAACAUGGUUUAGUCCCAACUCCUGGCACGCAUGUGAAGGAAGCAAGGUGUGAUGCGAGAAACUCAGAGCUUCGAGCCUAGACGGAUUGAGUGGCCAUCUCCGAGAGAUAACAUGUAAAGAGCGAGACAGCAUCUUGCAGAUGGUUUGAACAAAGAGCUUCAGGGACGGGAGCCGUAAGAACUGUCUCAAAGCAGCUCAACUGGGCAUCCCGUGAUUCUCCCCAACUACUUAUCGAGAGCAGCAACUCGGAUAUCUCCUCGGCCAUCUUUGAGUAUGCAAUCCUGCACCGACAUCCACAGCCAUAAUAAAUAACAACCAUGAAUCCGUAAAAAAAAAUACGAGAUGAUCCCCUUAGCUCCCAUCUCAGACUGACCAAAGUUUACUGCUAAAUUGUUUCUUGCGCGAUUUAAGACACUACUUUUCAAAAUUGAAAGAGUUUUUAUGUUUCCUCUCAAUGAUUGAAAGCAAGUACAUUUCGUCUCAAACUCCAACGUCUCAAUGGUCAUUGACGAGAUGGUGAUCUUCGAAGUAAAUGCACAUUGCAUAUAGCACAUAUUAAUGUCAAAUAGGUCAAGCAUUCAUUGCAGAUUGAUUCUUUAAAAGGCAGAUAAAUUAUGGAUUAGAAUGUUGAGAAUGAAGUUGUACCUUGCAU